Molecule: messenger RNA, 327 nt
Organism: Vicia faba (fava bean)
Lineage: Eukaryota; Viridiplantae; Streptophyta; Magnoliopsida; Fabales; Fabaceae
Source: the annotation of a GenBank genome assembly
AUGCAUAUAAGGGUUCAGAAUUGCAACAAUGUUUGGGCUUCAAAUCUUAUCAUUAGAGCACCAGGAGAUAGCCCCAACACUGAUGGAUUUCAUGUCACUCACUCACAAAAUGUUUUCAUAACCAACAACAUCAUUGGGACAGGUGAUGAUUGUAUUUCAAUAGUAAGUGGGUCCAAAAACAUUAGAGCUACAGAUAUAAUAUGUGGACCAGGACAUGGAAUAAGCAUUGGAAGCUUAGGACAAGAUAAGUCUGAAGCUCAAGUGAAUAGAGCUACACUAAAAGGAAGCACUAAUGGGGUUAGAAUUAAGACUUGGCAGGUAAAUUAA